Heterostelium album PN500 is the source of this 783-nucleotide messenger RNA. RefSeq lists its product as uncharacterized. NCBI's taxonomy places the organism in Eukaryota, Evosea, Eumycetozoa, Acytosteliales, Acytosteliaceae. Bases 1 to 783 code for a protein of 260 amino acids. The transcript is spliced from 5 exons. Gene Ontology annotation, biological process: endoplasmic reticulum to Golgi vesicle-mediated transport; vesicle fusion. Gene Ontology annotation, molecular function: SNAP receptor activity. Gene Ontology annotation, cellular component: Golgi medial cisterna; SNARE complex; Golgi membrane. The record is from RefSeq and is a predicted model, not a curated record.
AUGAGUUCUAGACCAACUUGGGAUAGUUCUCCAACGAUGAAUCGAUCGAUGAGUGGUAAUGGAUUGAGUAGUAUCGGUGGAGGCGGUAGUAGUAGUAGUGGUGGUGUACCUACGACAGUGUCAGUCGAUAGCAUUCGAAAGGAGAUAAGAAAAUAUGAAGUCGACGUCGACACCAAGCUGAGUGCACUCUCAUCGCUCAACGACAAAGUACAACGUGAUACCGCCUCUGAGUACAUUGAUGAUAGCUAUAUAGAAUUUGAUGUAUUAACAUCUGAAUUAGAUUCAAUAUUCAAAAAUUUAACACGUUGCAAUGAAUUACUUGCAAAAGAACAAAAUAUCAGUAUAUCAAUGAUACAGCAUCACAGAGAUAAAUUAGAGGAUUUUUUGAAGGACUAUAAGAAAUAUAAGAAAAAUAUCACCUAUUCAUUGGAACAUAGUGAACUCUUGUCUGGUUCAACAUAUAAAAAUAAAGAUACAGAGAUACCAAUGAAUAAUUUAUUAAGAGAACAACAAUCAUUACAUAAUUCAAAUUAUGUUGCCGAUUCAAUUUUAGGACAAGCAAGACAAGCACAUGAAGCAUUGGAAAAUCAAAGAAAAAUAUUAAGAGGAGCGAGUCAUAAGAUUAAUAAUAUGACAGGUAUAUUUGGUGCAAUCGAUGGUGUUACAACAAAGAUUAAGAGAAUGAAGAGUAGAAAUAUGAUGGUUCUCGGUGGUCUAAUUGGAAUAUCUUACAUGGUUAGCGUUAUUAAAUCGAUCGGUUGUUUUUUAUUAAAUGGAAAGUAA